This is a messenger RNA of Arabis nemorensis, 228 nucleotides long. The record is from the annotation of a GenBank genome assembly. NCBI's taxonomy places the organism in Eukaryota, Viridiplantae, Streptophyta, Magnoliopsida, Brassicales, Brassicaceae.
AUGAAUGUUUUUCUUGAAGCUAGAGCUCAAGAACGUGUGCCUGGAGGAUUGAUGAUCGCAUUAGGACAAUGUUUGCCCGAUGGUGUGUCCAUGUAUGAGACAUGGUCGACUAUUGUGAAGGACAUCAUCGGUGAGUGUCUUCUGGAUAACGCCAAAUCGGGAGUAACGACAAUUGAGAAGAUCGAGUUGUUCAACUUGCCCAUAUAUUUCCUCAAUUUAGUGAACUGA